Molecule: messenger RNA, 1032 nt
Organism: Truncatella angustata
Lineage: Eukaryota; Fungi; Ascomycota; Sordariomycetes; Amphisphaeriales; Sporocadaceae
Exons: 3
Coding region: 1-1032 (343 amino acids)
Source: RefSeq, a predicted model, not a curated record
AUGGCGACCGGCUCCGUAUCGUCCAUCGUUGGUGGCAUCUUUACCGUGAACAGAUUCAAGGUUUUUAUUGUGCUGUCAUUGGCCAUCACAUGGUACAUUGCUGGCCUGUUGCCUCAUUAUAGACCACGGAUUCAGGAAUCUUUCAAGAACAGACUAGACGAGGCCAUAGAAAAGAUCCCCACCGUGAAAGUGGACUGGAGUCCCGAGGCAGCAGUUGUGGACGUUGACCCACGGCUCAAGUACAACAGUUCCAAAGUUGCUUUGUUGAUUGAACCUCGACCGUUACCACACCUGGUUCCUCAAAUUCUCCACAUGAUCACAGUUGUACCGUCAGAUUGGCGCUUCGUCUUCGUCGGCUCUAACAAAUCAGUGGUCAGCGUCGGCCGUAGUUAUGCUACAAAGCAUCAGCAUGCCAUAGGAAAACUGGAUCUGAUGGUUCUUCCAGAGCCUUGGGAUAUCGGUAGCAAGGAAGCUAUUCACAGAACCUUGACUGAUAUGCGCUUCUACGACGAAUUCCUCCCUGGCGCCGAGUGGCUUCUCAAGUACGAGUAUGACAGCAUUCUAUGCGCCAACUCAGAGACAAGUCUCAACGACUGGCUACAUUGGGACUGGGCAGGGGCACCUAGAACACAGAAUGACAGAUUUUCUGGCAAUGGUGGACUAUCCCUACGGAGGAUAUCGACUAUCAAACGCGUAUUGAAGUUUCAAGAGCGCGUUAAUGACACUCAGCCAGAAGAUGAAUGGUUUGGGACAAGAGUAUGGGUCUUGCCUGGCGCAAAAGUGGCCUCUGGCACAGAAGGCCAGUUAGCCGUUGAAGACACUUAUAUACCAAACUCUAUGGGGUUUCAUGUCAGAGAUGGCGGCAAUAACCUACCGGAUGCCGUUUGGAAAGAUGCUUCACAAAGAAAGGCAAUUUUUGAAUAUUGUCCGGAACUGAGCCUCAUCAUGGAUAUGAAGCUGGAAAGCGAACGGUGCCCAGGAGAUGACAAGCAAGGCAACCUUCCGGCGUCUCCAAGCGUCACACAAUCUUAA